Messenger RNA from Populus nigra (black poplar), 1527 nucleotides. RefSeq names its product GATA transcription factor 11-like. The transcript is spliced from 5 exons. Gene Ontology annotation, biological process: regulation of DNA-templated transcription. Lineage: Eukaryota; Viridiplantae; Streptophyta; Magnoliopsida; Malpighiales; Salicaceae. The coding region runs from base 201 to 1145 and encodes 314 amino acids. The record is from RefSeq and is a predicted model, not a curated record. Gene Ontology annotation, molecular function: zinc ion binding; sequence-specific DNA binding.
CACCGCACCACACAUCAUUUCUCUGCUUUUCUUUCUUUCUAUCCAACCAAUUAAUUAAUCCAUCAUUUCUGUCUGUCACCUCCAUUUUCCCUUUCCCCUCUCUUGUCUCCACAACACAAAGUGUUUCUUUCACUAAACUCAAAAUACUGCGUCGUUCUUGACGCUUAUGGCUUGAUUUCUUCCAAGCAAGCAGGGAAGCAAUGAAGGAAGGGAUGAGUAAAUCUUGGUUUUUCGACAAGGAUUUCAGUGGGGUUCCGGAUAAUUUUUUCGAGGAUACUUUGGGGUGCUUUGAUUUCCCAUUGGAAGAUGUAGAACCAAAUGGUGAUGAUGGAGAAGACUGGGAGUCUAAAUUCCGACAUCUCGAGCCCCCUUCCUCUAAUCUUUUAACCACUUUUUCAACCGCUAUCUGUGGUGAAGAUGCCUCCUCCCUGGAACCCAACUAUAACUCUUGUUCAGUUUUGCUUGAUGGAUCUUUACAGUUAAAACAUUGGGCAAGCUCUGCUGAAGCAUCUUCAAGCAGAAGCAAACCCAUCCUUUGUCGGUCUUCAGACAGCAAAUAUUCUCAUCUGUUCCAGGCCACCAGCCCAGUUUCUGUCCUGGAAAGUAGUGGCAGUUCUUGUCCCACUGAAAAUGCGACAACAUAUUACCCCAAAUUUGUCACACCAAUAAAGCGCCCUCGAAGCAAGCUGCCACGCCUCCGGCGACAUACAUUCCCUUUCAUCCCCACUGCCUGUGCCUCUAAAAAGUUUUAUUGUUCGGCUUCUUCAGAUCCAGAAUUAGAAUACUAUAAUGAUGAGGAAAUAUUGGAUUCUUCCAGGAAAACACAGAAGAAAAGGAAUCUGAUGCUGCUAUCUUCUGCAGUAGAGAUGGCGCCAAAGAUGAAGCAGCCAGUUGAAACCAGGAGAUGCACACAUUGUCAGGUGACAAAGACACCACAAUGGAGAGAAGGACCAUUGGGGCCAAAAACCCUUUGCAAUGCUUGUGGGGUUCGGUACAGAUCAGGCCGCCUCCUUCCAGAGUAUCGACCAGCUGCCAGCCCUACCUUUGUUCCUUUUUUGCACUCCAACUCUCACAGGAAGGUGUUAGAGAUGAGAAAGCAGACGGAGCAGCAGGCCUCUAAUUUGCUCAGGGAGCAUGAAGUUUGAGCCUUCCUUUGCUUUCUCGUCAGAGAUAAGCUCCUGGGCAAAAGAUUUGAGUCCACUUCUAAAGAACAUUGUGCGUCCAGUUGAACUUCUUUCUCCUUCAAGAAAACAAGAUCCACUCUCUGCGCUCGCAUGGCUGCCAUCAUAAUGAUCAACUACAUGCCUUGGUGAAUUCGUUUGGGCUCCAAGAGUGUCAGAUUUUGGCAUCGUUGCUGUCGACAAUGAUUCUGCUGAACUUAUCCAACCGGACCAGUCUCCGUCUUCUGGGGGCAUCAAGAAUUUGAAGUUUCAAUCAAGCUCUUUUAGUUUUUGUACCUUGUUAUUUUUCUGCAUGUUCGUGGAAGCUUGAUGUUACUUGCUGCUGCUUAAUUCUUGUUCUGGAUAA